Molecule: messenger RNA, 2609 nt
Organism: Cheilinus undulatus (humphead wrasse)
Lineage: Eukaryota; Metazoa; Chordata; Actinopteri; Labriformes; Labridae
Gene: ivns1abpa
Product: influenza virus NS1A binding protein a
Exons: 15
Coding region: 523-2475 (650 amino acids)
Molecular function (GO): protein binding
Source: RefSeq, a predicted model, not a curated record
CUCGCUAGCUGGCCAUACUGUCAGAUCUAGUCCAGACUAGACGCAGAGUGGACGUGCUUCUCCUACAGAGAAAAAAAGACACCUACCACCAGCCCGACGAGCCGUGCCUGAAGCCGCGUUGCGCGUUUCUUCUUGCCCGAACCAACCAAACUCUGAAUUCAGAUUAAAUAUGUCUAAUAUCGUUUGUUGUCAAACGCCUCAGGUUAUAAUGUAUGACCAACAGAGAAUAAGUACAACUCUAUAGCCAACGGGAUCUCGAGGACUUGAUUACAGUCGCUUCAAGCCUGAUAGUUUGUCCGUGCGGCUGCUCCCCCUCUCCCUUCUGCUCACGCCCGUUUAGUCAACUGGCAUUUCUUCUAACAUCUCCCCGUCCCUCUCCUCGGGUGAAGAAGACUUGGAUUCCUCUGUGAUCACAGUCUGCUUUGCCUGCCGCCUACCUUUGGUUCCUGUUCUACUCUUAGAAGUGGCACUUCCCUGGAUUUACAUUAUACUCCAUUAGACGUACCUUAAAAAUUCUCCAAGAUGAUUCCAAAUGGUUAUUUGAUCUUUGAGGAUGAGAGUUUCCUGGAUUCCACCGUGGCCAAAAUGAACGCUCUGAGGAAGAGUGGUCAGUUCUGUGAUGUUAGACUACAGGUAUGUGGUCAUGAGUUGAUGGCUCACCGUGCUGUUCUGGCUUGCUGCAGUCCCUACCUGUUUGAGAUCUUUAACAGUGACAAUGAGCCUCAUGGAGUCUCACAUGUCACUUUUGAGGACUUGGACCCAGAGGCUGUGGAGAUCUUGCUUAACUAUGCAUACACUGCCCAGCUUAAAGCAGACAAGGAACUGGUCAAGGAGGUUUACUCUGCAGCCAAAAGGUUCAAGAUGGAACGAGUCAAACAGAUUUGUGGCGACUACCUGCUGUCUAAAAUGGAUUCCCAGAACGCCAUCUCUUUCCGAAACUUUGCCAGCUCUAUGGGAGAUGCCAGAGUUUUGUCCAAGGUGGAUGCUUUUAUUCAGGACCAUCUUCUGGAAGUGUCUGAACAGGAUGACUUCCUCAAACUUCCCCGCCUUAAGUUAGAAGUAAUGCUAGAGGACAACUUGACACUGCCCAGCAACGGCAAGCUCUACUCGAAGGUGCUCAACUGGGUGCAGCGGAGCCUUUGGGAGAACGGAGACCAACUGGAACGACUCAUGGAGGAGGUGCAAACGCUGUACUACUCACCUGACCAUAAGCUGGUGGAUGGAGGGCUGGUGAUUGAGGGGCACAGUGAGGUGUUUGGUGGCGAGGAGGAACACCUUCAGUUUGUUCAGAAGAAACCUGUACGAGAGAGUGCCCAGAGACAGAUGAGCUGCAGCUCCUCAGGAAGCCUGUCGCCCACCAACCAAGCAGCUAAUGCCCCCAAACAGAUGGCCAGGAGAGAGUGGAAGUACAUCGCCUCUGAGAAGACCACAAACAACAACUACUUGUGUCUAGCUGUGCUGGACGGCGUGUUGUGUGUGAUCUUCCUGCAUGGUCGCAGCAGCCCUCAGACCUCCCCCUCUGCCACCCCCUCCCUGAUGAAGAGUCUUAGCUUUGAGGCGCAGCCGGAGGAGCUGGAGGAGCAACCUCUGUCACCCAUGCAUUAUGCUCGCUCUGGCCUGGGCACUGCAGCUCUCAACGGAAGACUCAUCGCAGCAGGAGGCUACAACAGAGAGGAGUGUUUGAGGACUGUGGAGUGUUAUGACCCCAAAGAGGACCGUUGGACCUUCAUUGCUCCCAUGCGGACUCCAAGGGCUCGAUUCCAGAUGGCGGUGCUCAUGGGUCAACUGUAUGUGAUUGGAGGCUCAAAUGGACAUUCUGACGAGCUGAGUGGUGGGGAAAGGUACGAUCCACAGGCUGAUGAAUGGGCUCAAGUGCCAGAGCUGAGGACCAAUCGCUGCAACGCAGGAGUCUGCUCAUUAAACAACAAGCUGUAUGUUGUGGGAGGGUCGGACCCCUGUGGGCAGAAGGGCCUGAAGAACUGUGAUGCUUUUGACCCAGUGACCAAGACCUGGUCCAACUGUGCCUCCCUCAACAUCAGGAGGCACCAGGCUGCGGUAUGUGAGUUGGAUGGCUUCAUGUACGCUAUCGGAGGAGCAGAGUCGUGGAACUGCCUGAACACUGUGGAACGCUACAACCCGGAGAACAACACCUGGACGCUGAUCGCCCCCAUGAACGUGGCUCGCAGAGGAGCUGCCGUUGCUGUCCAUGAAGGCAAAAUGUUUGUCGUUGGCGGUUUUGACGGCUCCCAUGCGCUCCGCUGCGUGGAGGUGUACGACCCCGCCCGUAACGAGUGGAGGAUGCUGGGUAGCAUGACAACAUCACGCAGCAACGCCGGCGUAGCCAUGCUGGGGGAUACCAUCUUCGCUGUGGGCGGCUUCGACGGCAACGAGUUCCUCAGCACGGUGGAGGUGUACAACCCCGAGACGGACGAGUGGAACAACUGCACCCAGACCCUGACUCCCCUCUCUGACUGAGGAGGGGGAAGGCAGGGAUGAGAGCGGGGGGCGGGGGGUUUGAGGAGUUUCACAGUGCUUCACUUUUUUCCAAACUAACAGGCUUAGUGACGUAAUCGUGUUUCGUGAUGUUCGUGUGUAUGAGCGGAUAUGUA